This is a messenger RNA of Drepanopeziza brunnea f. sp. 'multigermtubi' MB_m1, 4695 nucleotides long. RefSeq lists its product as uncharacterized. Lineage: Eukaryota; Fungi; Ascomycota; Leotiomycetes; Helotiales; Drepanopezizaceae. The record is from RefSeq and is a predicted model, not a curated record. Gene Ontology annotation, cellular component: nucleus; cytoplasm. Gene Ontology annotation, molecular function: 2-oxoglutarate-dependent dioxygenase activity; sequence-specific DNA binding. Gene Ontology annotation, biological process: protein hydroxylation; positive regulation of translational termination.
AUGCCUUCUCAUACGCACCCACAGGCACAAUUCGUGCCAAUCUCCCCCGAAUUCGAUCUCUCUGCACUUGUUGAAAGCUGCGACAACUUCGAUUAUGUGACUAGGUUGUCGACAGAGAAGCUGAAGGAGCACUCAGUACAAAGCUUCGAAGCUCUUAUCCUGGCGGUUGUCAUUCAAAGCGGAAAGCCUCUCGUCAUCGAGAACUGGGGCGAAGCACUACCGCCAUGGCUCUUCAGCCCAGAUUGGCUUGAAGCCAACCUGGGAACCAAAGCCGAACAAGUUCGAGAUAUUCCUAAUGAAGUCAAUAUUCCUAUGACCAUGGGUCAUUACCUGAGGUCCAUGAAUCAACUCGCAAACCAGUUUACAACGGAUAACUACCGUGACCCCAAGCGCCAAAGACUGUACCUGAAGGAUAUUGACUGCCCUGAUACCUGGGCCGAGCAAUUGAAGUCGAUGAUCCCCGAUUGCGUCUAUUAUUUGAACGAGUGUAUCGAAUCAAGGACUGGAGGCGAUGGUGCGAUCCUGGAACGCAACGAGUACAACCAGAUGCGAUACGGGAAGGGUGUCGCGCCUGCUGGGGAUCUUAUGAGCAGUCUCCCCCCGGAGAUGCGGGCCCUCAACAUGAUGUGUUAUAUUGGUCACGAAGGAACUUACACUCCUGCUCAUCGAGAAAUGUGCGCCACUCUCGGUCACAAUAUUAUGGUCGAGGCUUCCAAAGACGGAAAUGGAGAGAAGCAAGGCAGCUCGAUUUGGUUCAUGACAGAGACGAAAGAACGGGAACUGGUAUCUGAAUACUUCUUGUCCAUGCUUGGCCAUGAUAUCGAGGUUGAAAAACAUUUUGCUCAAGUCAAUGCUUGGAAAAAGGCCCCUUUCAACGUAUGGGUAGUUGAGCAAAAGGUUGGAGACCUGAUUCUCAUUCCCCCCCUCGCUCCGCAUCAGGUCUGGAAUCGUGGCACCCGAACUAUGAAGGUCGCCUGGAAUCGAACCACUGUCGAUACGCUCGAGUUGGCUUUACACGAGGCUCUUCCCCGUGGUCGAAUGGUCUGCAGAGACGAACAGUACAAGUGCAAGGCUAUUGUGUACUACACCCUCCUGAAGUACUACAAUCUACUCCAGCGUGACACUGUCGAGCCGAAGAUGUGGAAGUAUGGGAGGAUUAAGCAGCUUCUCGAGGACUUUCGACGACUUUUCUCAUUGUACCAGGAGAUCCUAGUCAGUGAAAUGUUCUCGCCCAAGCUACCGGACGAGACAGAGGUCGAAAUGGUACCAUUUGAUUCAAAUGUAACCUGCUCCUACUGCCGUUUGAACAUUUUCAACAGAUUCUUGACCUGCAAGUCCUGCAUAUUGUAUGGGCUCACGGGCGAGGAAGAUACCUACGACAUCUGUAUGGACUGUUACGCUAUGGGUCGCUCUUGUGCCUGCAUAUCGUCUCUAUCCUGGGUAGAGCAGUGGGAUUGGAACGUCCUCGUCGACAACUAUGAGCUAUGGCGUGGCGUGGUUGUCCAGUUUGAUGGAUUUUUUGAUAUAAUGAGAUCACCGCAAGUUCUCGAGAUUGCGAGAAAGAGAUACGGCAAGAAGCCAAUUGCCGAAGUCUGCCAAGAGCAAUUGAUACGUAGGCCAUGGACUGACAUCACGAAGCCGAAAGAGCAGACUCCCGACUUUUCUGACGUUGAAGUUUCAGUAGACGAUGAAGGACGUGUCAAACGCCCCAAAAGAGGCAAGAAUGCUAGCAAAAGAAAGGGCAAGCUUGCCGCGAUGAAAGGCAAGACUCAUUCGUGCCAUAUUUGUUUUCACCAAGAGCAGGAUUGGAAACUUGCCUUUUGCACAACCUGUUCCUCUGCUUACUGUUACGGGGUGUUGUGGCGUGCCUUCGAUAUCAUGCCCCAGACCGUGAUGGAGGAUAAAGACUGGCAAUGUCCUAAGUGUCUAAAGAUAUGCUCCUGUUCAAAGUGUCGCAAGGGGAACGUGCAAAAGCCUUAUCAGCCGAAGGGAACCCUCCUUGGACAUGACACCAGAAAAGUUGCCGAUUACCGGAGUGUGGAAAGUCUGGUGGAUUUUUCAAAGACGAAUCUCGUCUGGCUCCGGGAUAACAACGCGGAAAACCCGCAGGUGUCUGGGCGAAUGUUGAGGCUGAAGGAAAAGGCGGAAGCUGAGAAAGCCAGAGCUGAUUCAGAUGACCAGGGGUAUCUUGCUAACGGCGCAGAGGGGGACCCUUUUCCGGCAGGCAAUGAUCCGGACACAGAUGCAAACGCCGCUCUGGAGGACCAUGCACGCGAGAUGCAAGAUAUAGACCCAUUAUUACGCGGCCCAGCACAAGAGAUGCCUGCCACGGAUGACAAUGCCCACGGUGUUGGUCACUACGGAGCUGAUUACGAUCCUACAGGAUUCACGCCUCACGGCCAUGAAGACUUUGGCAACGUGGGCGAUGACAUACAAAACGCUUGCAUGGAAGGCAACAACUACAGUUUUCAAGAUUACGAUGCCGCAAAUCCGCAGCCCGCAAACUGUUCAUCUCGUCUGCUUGCACCUGUUGCGCCGAUGGUCUCUCGGAACCCGACAUCUGCACCGACGCCCGCAGAGCCUGCUCAGCCUGCUCGAUCUUUUCAACCGGCCGAGCUAGUGUAUCCAGAUUCGUCUCACGUUGACCAGGAGCGUAUGAUGGGUAUCGGUUAUUACCAACAAGGUGACGAUAUUGAUAGGAUUCUUUUCGACCCACCUAACGCAACCGAAUCCUUUGUGCGGCCAUCAGAGCCUACGGCAGCUGAAGCUCCAAAUCUGUCCCUCUCCGAUCUCCUUGAUCCUGCUCUACAACCACCUGAAGUUAAGAAGCGGAAACGACAAGGCUAUGAUGACGAGGGCGAGGAGGAAGAAUUCUUCGCAUCCAAGCGGCAGAAGAUGCUCGCCUUGACGAAGAAGCACAAGUCAGAUGCUGAGAACGUGAUAUCAGACAUCACAUUACCAGAGAAGCGCCUGCCCCGUCGUAGCACUGGUAAGCCUCAAAUUUAUACGGAUCUUGGCGAGGAUGCUAUUGCACCUGAAGAGGAUGCAGCGAAUCUCAUUCCGGCCUACCACUACGACCGUAGGCCUCCUAAAACUGACAAGCCUGAAGAAGGUCUGGAGCUCGCUGCUCAAGCAAUGAGUAAUCUUAGCAAUCCAAAGGCCAAGAGAGGCAGACCCAAAGCUGAGCCCAAGACGAACACCAUCAAGACGCCUCGCAAGUCGGCUUGGCUCACUCGUAAAGAGGCGGAGGAAGACUCCGGUGUGGACUAUUCUGGUGGCUUGCCGAAAAAAACCAGAAGGAAUCGUACUGACAAGGCGAUUGAUGCUUCGAGAUCCAAUUCGGAAGCAAUCGAGAUGUCAUCUAGUGCCAGGUCUGACAGCGAUGGCGGAGCCGCUGUCGGUAAUUACAGUGAGAUUGGUGGCGACAGAGACAGCCUUUUUGGGGAGCAUUUGGAACGUGAUAACCAUGCCAGUGCAGAAGGUGCUUCUAAAGAGCCUCAAUCAGUCCAGUUGGCUAGCGAUGAUGCCGAAUCUCUACAGCCACCUUUGGAAUCACAACUUGCGCCGCAAGACGAGUCAGACUUCGAAGUCGCUGAGAAGCCUACCCCGAAACGUGGAGGCAGACCUUCCCGUGAGCGAUAUGAUGAUUCACAACCGGAAGUCCAGCCGGAGAAGCCGAUGCUGAAACGCAGAGGCAGGCCGCCCAAAAAAACUCAUCCGCAUACAGACCUCAGAUCACCCUCGCCAGCAACCCCCGCUGCCCCAAAAAUGCUUUCAAUGAAGGAGAGAAUGGCCCUUGAAGGCAAAACCUUCAAGACUGUUGGCGGUAAGCAAAAGGCACGAGUGGAGAUCCCUUCUGGCUUCUCGACCUCUCGAAACACGCCGGUGACUACGCCAAAGUCUAUUCUGAAGCAACCAUCCAUCGUGAUCCCAACGUUGUCCAAUGCCAUGGGAUAUCGAUCACAACCGGCGCAAAAUAGCACAGAUAAUUCCCUGGCCACUACUCCUGCCGUUAUCUUGAGUAGCAAAAGAACAUAUAUAUCGACCUCAGGCCAUUCAAACCCAGUUCCAGAACAGGCCUCGGCUCCGAGUCCACCCGUCCGCAAGGGACCAACAGUUGUCCGCUUGAUCAGUCCGGAUUCAGAAUCCGAAGAAAACGACAUACAUCCGUCGGUUUCGGAUAGAUCACCUUCAGAAUUCGAGUCUUCUUCGGACGCUGAAAUCCCCGCUAAGAUUUCACCAAAGACCACCCGUGGUACUGCGGUUGUCCGAGGACGUCCGGCUGCAAAUGCAGCGAGACGAGGAGGGCGGCCCUCUGGAUUGGAGGAUCGGACUUGCGGGGCUCGGACCGGGUCAUUCUUUUCGCAAGGAACGUAUGGUAUGAAGCAGGAGCUGAUCACGUUUCACGUAAAUCCACAGAUUGCUAUCAGGGCAUUCUCUAUAUGGUUUAUGUGCGUUACUAUGCGUGAUGACCGCGAUGGAGUGAAUUUUGUCUGUCGUCUGUACUCUAGAAAACUUGAGGCUCAAGUGUGCAACGCGCACUUUCCGGGAAGAUUUGACAAUGAUCACAUAGUCUUUCUCCGACUCUGUGCAAAGCCUCAGUUACGGAAUCUCAGCUGGAGACAUUUGGAUGACUUGCUUAUGUCGGGUAUCAUCAAUAGAAGAGUCACAGCUGACAACAACACCUUGUUGUAA